Arabidopsis thaliana (thale cress) is the source of this 2122-nucleotide messenger RNA. RefSeq lists its product as uncharacterized. Lineage: Eukaryota; Viridiplantae; Streptophyta; Magnoliopsida; Brassicales; Brassicaceae. The transcript has a single exon. Bases 818 to 1813 code for a protein of 331 amino acids. The record is from RefSeq and is marked reviewed.
CUCGGAAGCUUUUACGGAAGAAACUGUAAAUUUGGUUCCAUGGGGCCAGAGAGUGUGAGAAACGAAAAUUAAAAAAAAAGAGAAGAAAAGCCAAAAGCUUCGGUCGCGCAAGAUCGCUUCAUUUGUUUCUAGAGUGAUUCAUGGAUUCUUUAAACUACUAAUAAUGGUAUCUUUAGUUGUUACUUCGUUUUCUGAUCUAUUUUACAAAUCUUACUCUUUUGCUCUGUUUUCGUGGUUUUGUUUAGAUAAAAGUCUCUGUUCUUCUAGUUUCUUCCAUCAGACUGUUUUCUCAUGGAUCAGUGAUGAUUUUUGUUUCCUGGGUCAACUUCUGAUUUUGGAAUUUCUGAAAAUUUUGGUAAAUUUACUCGAUCCCAUUGCGAAAUCUUACGCAUGAUCUUUGUAGUUUGCUCUGCUCAAGACUUUCUUUUUUUUUGGUUCUGCAGUAUGUCUUAAUUGCUCUGAAACUUAUGUCUUGUUGUGUUUAAUUUGGUGGUGAAAUAUAUUGUCUUCUUUAUUCCUGGAUCUGUUAAGAUUGUUUAAGAUUUCAUAUACGUUGAAUUGGUUUUGAUUGAAUAUAUUUUGGUUCCCAGACGUUGCGUGUAUUAUUUAAUGUAAAUUCCUUAAAUCAUUGGCUUAUCUAUGAAUCAAUCAUUUGCUUAGAAGCAAUCUCAUGAGUAGCAAGAAAAACGAAUUAAUCCUUCCCAUGUCUUUUAUGUUUAUAUUACAGGAUCUGGGUGAAAAAAGAACAGUCUUUUGAUUUGGUGUGUUUCUCUUUUCUCUUAAUUUUUUAGGAUUUUUGUUGUGUCUUAAUGAAAUAAUGGGAGCAGCUGAAGCAAGAGCAUUGUGGCAAAGAACAGCUAGUCGUUGCUUUGUUGUUCAUGAGGAUGCUAAGAUGGCUCCGAGGUUAGCUUGUUGCCAACACCAACAAUCUUCUUCGGGCAACACCGAAAAAAACAGCUUUUCUUCCGGAAGUUUUGGAGAUUCCUCUGAUUUCUCUUGUGAUACCAAAUGGUGGCUUAAGGGAUCAACUGGUUUUGAUGAGGAGGUUACAAACUCCUUUCUUGAAGAUACCAAAUGCAAGAAAUUGCAUGAAUUUGUCGACUUAAUCGGAAUACGAGAAGAAGAAGACUACAGCUUUAUUAGCAAGAAAGCUGACGCUACAACACCGUGGUGGAGAAGCACGACGGAUAAAGAUGAAUUAGCUCUCAUGGUGGCGACUAAAUCGGUUGAUCAUAAUAUCCAGAAUUGUGAUCUUCCUCCACCUCAAAAACUCCACAAGAGUAUUCACUCCUCGAGUGGAGAAAAAGGGUUUAAAACAGCGGUUAAAUCGCCAUGGAAGCAAGGAGUUUGGAAGGAUCGGUUUGAGAGAUCUUUGAGUUACAAUGGUAGCACAGAGAGCAAGAACACGAGUCCAAUGUCUUCCCCUAGAAGUGAUGAUCUAAGCAAAGGUCAGCUUUUAGAAGCACUAAGGCAUUCUCAAACCAGGGCAAGAGAAGCAGAGAGAGCAGCGAGAGAAGCUUGCGCUGAGAAAGACCGUGUGAUAACAAUCUUGUUGAAACAAGCGAGUCAGAUGUUGGCUUAUAAGCAAUGGUUAAAGCUUCUUGAAAUGGAAGCUCUUUAUCUGCAGAUGAAGAAGGAAGAAGAACAAGAGGAACAGGUCAAAGGAAUGAAUCUGAAGAAGAGAAAACAGAGAGGGGAGAAGAAGAAAAAGGGUGAGACUGGGAGAUAUAUGAUGGCUUUUGCAUUAGGGUUUAGUCUCAUUGGUGCUGGUUUGCUCUUAGGUUGGACUGUUGGAUGGUUGCUUCCCUUCUAGAAUCUUGAAAUGUCUUCUCUUUGGUCACUCAUCUUUUCAAGAGUUUUAGGUUUUAUAACUUUUCACUUUACCUCUAAAAUUGUGUGUAUAUUUUGUUAAUGUAUGUAUUGUGUGAUGUUUGUGUAAAUUUAAUCUUCUGUAGAAGUUUAUUUGGUUAGGGUCUCUCUCUCUCUCUCUCUCUCUGCUACACAAAAUUGAGAAGCAUCAAACUUGGAAAUUCAUCAGAAGCUUGAGAAUGUUGGAAUCAAAUAAAUCUUAUAUUUGAGCUGAAAGUUUGCUACAAGUGGACCUCAUUUGACCCAAUUUUCU